UGAGGUGCGCGUGUGAGAGGGAGAGAGGCUAUGGGCGGUGAGAUGUUUGUCAGCUGACUUGGCCGAACCUCUCACAGAAGUCACAACACCGUAUCGGUUUUCCCUGACAGGUACAUGUAGCAGCUUCUCCACCGAGGCUCUGGCGUGGGAGACUGCGGCGGGUUAUGUUUCCCUGAGACGGGGGUGGGGAGGCGGAGGUCCGUGCACCACACUGCUCCACCAUGGCGGCCGAAAUCCAGCCUCGUCCGCAGGCUAGGAAGCCGUGCCUGCUGAGUAAAAUCGAGGCUUUCCAGGAGGUUGUGACCGCGGCGGCGAUCAUCCCUAAAGAAGACGGGGUGAUCAGCGUUUCUGAGGACCGAACAAUCCGAGUUUGGCUGAAGAGGGACAGCGGCCAGUACUGGCCAAGUGUUUACCACACCAUGCCAUCCUCAUGUUCCUGUAUGUCCUUUAACCCAGAAACCAGGAGGAUAUCUGUAGGUAUGGAUACAGGAAGUAUCUGUGAGUUUAUUCUGUCAGAGGACUACAACAAAAUGACCCCGGCGCUCACAUACCAGGCCCAUCAGGGCAGAGUGGCGGUGGUGCUCUUUGUGUUGGAGAUGGAGUGGCUGCUAAGCACCGGCCAGGACAGAAACUUCACCUGGCACUGCUCGGAGAGCGGCCAGCAGCUGGGGACGUAUCGCACCGCGGCCUGGGUCUCAGGUCUGCAGUUCGAUGUAGAGACCAGGCACGCCUUUGUAGGGGACCAGUCUGGUCAGGUGACCAUCCUGAAGCUGGAGCAGGACAGCUGCAGCCUGGUUACCACCUUCAAAGGACACACAGGUAAUGUGACGGCUCUGUGUUGGGACCCGGCUCAGCGGGUGCUGUUUUCCGGCAGCUCUGACCACUCGAUCAUCAUGUGGGACAUCGGAGGGAGGAAAGGCACUGCCAUCGAACUGCAGGGACACAAUGACAAAGUCCAGGGCCUGUGCUAUGCCUCACACACCCGCCAGCUCAUCUCCUGCAGCUCAGAUGGCAGCAUCGUCAUCUGGAACAUGGACGUGACUCGGCAAGAGACUCCAGAGUGGCUGGACAGCGACUCCUGUCAGAAGUGUGAGCAGCCUUUCUUCUGGAACUUCAAACAGAUGUGGGACAGUAAGAAGAUCGGCCUGCGACAGCACCACUGCAGGAAGUGUGGCCAGGCCGUGUGCGGCAAAUGUUCGUCUAAGCGCUCCACCAUCCCCCUCAUGGGCUUCGAGUUUGAGGUGCGGGUGUGUGACAGCUGCCACGAGUCCAUCACCGACGAAGACCGAGCUCCCACUGCCACCUUCCACGACAGCAAGCACAACAUUGUUUACAUGCACUACGAGCCCACCACGGGAAACCUGCUCACCUCCGGCACGGAUAAGGUCGUCAAGAUAUGGGACAUGACUCCUGUGGUGUCGUGAGUUUCCGUGGACACGGGGGCAGCCUUUCGGCUAACUGUGACCAGUCGCAUUUCGAUGAGAGAGAGAACAGCAUCCAUGUCACCUGGAUAAUAUUUAACCGCCAUUUAGCAAGAAAGCCUGGGUUGUGGCGUUCUCUUACAGCGACGACACGGCCGGCCCGAGAGAAGCCUGAGAUGCAACGUCUUGCUCAACACAAGGUCACAGACUGGUUGGUCCUUGCUUGAUAUCUGGAGUAAUCAUGCUUGCACUCUGGGAUACUUUCUGGCAUUUAACCUUGUAAGAAAUGUAAAAUCUUAUGUACUUUUCAUAAAUUUCAUUCCAUUUGAAGAUUGGAGGAGCUAAAAGUCAUCAGACUUGUUUGUUGGAUACUAAAUCAUCGACGUAAUCGCAUUUUUCACAUCAAUAAGAUUUUUUUUUUAAAUUAUCUAAACAAAAAAUACCAUCAGGAGGAAUUCAGGUCUGGAUUAUUAUGACACCUUCUAGAGGCUAAAUUUGUUUUGUUCCUGUUACAUUUUUUUUUUUUUGACUAGUAAAGGUUUUCUCCCUAUUACAUAUUGUAUUCACAAAGGUCAUAAACAGCCACCUGGAAAUUCAUAAUUAUAGUCUGGCCUAAAAGAUUUUUCAACCUGCUUUUUUAUUUAAUUACUUUUCCCGUUAAAGGUAAUUGAUGAACAUUUCAUGUAACAUUUUUACGUAAUGUUAUAUUUCAGACAGUUAACUUCCAACAACAUGUCUGAAACAUUAACCAAAGCAUAACUCAAAGUAGCGGUAAUAAACUACAGCAGCAUGUUUUUUUUAACCCUACCAAACUCUGUGGAUGACGAAUGUUUUGGUCUCUUCUGAACAGUAAUUGACUUUGAGUCCAUAAAUAUCAGCCGAUGGAGGUUUGGAAGUGAUAAAGGAAGUAGCAUUAGGCCAGCUUGUCACUUUAAUUCAGCUUCUUUGAGUUAAUUUUGUGAAAUAAUCUGGUGAAAAUGGUUGCUGCGUGAACAUUUUCUUCCAGUUAUCCUAGUUCAGUGACUCUUAACUACUGAACAGUUCAUUCAGUCGGGUCAUAGUCUACACACAGUGCUAAUUAUGUUUACUUGGUGGUGGUUCUUUUGAAUCCUGUGCGCUCUUUAAAUCAUCUGUUUGGUGCUGAGUAAGUCAAGUUUAAUUAUUUUAGAGGUAGUGAAGAUUAAAUGCAGUCCAAAUUCCUUUAAAAAAAAAACUUUAAAUUUGGAAUCAUUCGUUGGAAUUAUUUUCUUACGUUUCAUAACACACCCAUUGACAGGACACAGCCUUUUCUUUUUCUUAUUUUUGAACGUUUGUGCCGGUCCCCUGUUAUGCCACCCUGAGCAGAGAGCCAUCAGUCAACAUAGCGAUAGAUCUCCACUCCCUACAAAAUAAAUUGAAUUGCCUCAUAAAAUAAAAUUAUGCUUUGUAUCACAAGCCAGAUGACAUCACUGCUAGAUGGCCUGAUGCAUUGUGGGAACCCUUAUUUAUUUUCUCACAAGGCGCUUAAUCAAAGUUUAGCUCGGCUUGAGUAGUUCUGUAAAAAAAAAA
Molecule: messenger RNA, 2969 nt
Organism: Xiphophorus couchianus (Monterrey platyfish)
Lineage: Eukaryota; Metazoa; Chordata; Actinopteri; Cyprinodontiformes; Poeciliidae
Gene: wdfy2
Product: WD repeat and FYVE domain containing 2
Exons: 12
Coding region: 222-1424 (400 amino acids)
Biological process (GO): positive regulation of fat cell differentiation; positive regulation of protein phosphorylation
Cellular component (GO): early endosome
Molecular function (GO): metal ion binding; protein binding
Source: RefSeq, a predicted model, not a curated record